UUAAAGUGCAGGAAAAUGGACAGGAGGAGACAUAUUGAUUGGAGGAAAGCUUUUUUUUGGAUAGUACCACUGGUCCAGAUUGCAAUGUUAACGUCAGCAACAAACGUUACUGAUAGUAGUCAGAAUGAAGACGUGACGUCAUAUGCUUGGAGUGCUUGGAGUUCUUGGAGCGCGUGUUCUCGGACCUGUGGAGGUGGUGUUGCGAUGCAGAAAAGACAGUGCUUGUCCAGAUCAAGUAAUCCAUCAAAUAACUCUGAAACUAUUUCCAUGAUUCGGGUGGCGAGACAUGUCCAGGACUGUCUCGGUCCGUCUAGAAGAUAUCACGAAUGCAACACAAAGCCAUGUCCAGGAGAAGAUAAAGACAUGCGAGCUGUUCAGUGCUCCAGUUAUGACAAGAGACCAUUUCGAGGAAGAUUCUACACUUGGAUCCCAUACAUCGAUGGUGAUUCACCCUGUAUUUUAAACUGUCGCCCCACUGGACAACAAUUCUAUGCAUCGCUCUCCCUAGUUCGGGACGGCACACCCUGUACGAAGCCAGGGUACAGAGCUAUUUGUGUACAGGGGACUUGUAAGGUGGUAGGUGGUGAGGUGCUGUCGGUGGUAGGUAGUCGCGAUGUUCGCUGCGGGCGGCGGCUGGUAUCCGGUCUGUUCGCACGGCCACGUCUACCACUCGGCUACUCCUAUGUUACCACCGUCCCCUCUGGCGCCUGUCGACUCAACGUCUCGGAGAUACUCGCCAGCGAUAAUUACAUCGCUUUGAAAAUAACGAAUGGUUCGUUUAUAAUGAACGGUGAAUUCGCCGUCAGUAGUCCUGGUACAUACGAGGCAGCUGGUGCAAGAUUCGUUUACAGCAGAAAAACAGGUCUAGAUUCAGUGUAUGCACUUGGACCUACCCACGAUUCUAUCGAUAUUAUGAUAUUAUACACUCAACCAAAUCCAAGUAUAAAAUACGAAUAUUUCACUGAAUCGUUGCCAGGUGAAGUUGAAACUGAAUCAUUGACAGUGUCCCCACCAGAACCAACUGUCGUACCCAAACAUUCGAGACGUCAUCACGGUAUAGAAUACGCUAAAGCAGGAGCCCGGCAUUUGGAUCCAGGAGUCAAAGAUAAAAACAACGUUGAGGAAAAUGUCGUAGCUGGAAGAAAAUUUGUAUGGAAGAUACUUGCGUAUACUCAGUGUUCUAGAAGCUGCGGUGGUGGUAUUCAGCUAGGAAAAUACAGGUGCGUAGAAGUAUCCUCUAGUGAUAGGGAGGUGUCCCCAGCACAUUGUUUGGGUUCCCCUCCGUCAGGUAGACGUCGUCGUUGUGGAACCAUUCCUUGCGCUCCGAGAUGGCGGGCCGCUAGCUGGUCUCCAUGCCCGUCCUGUGGACCAGCCACAAAGAAUAGGAUCGUUGGAUGUGUACAAGAUCAUUCAAGAGGAAUUACUAAGGUAAGCGAUCAAAAAUGUUUGGCUCCAAAACCGGCGACCACAGAAGAUUGUAACAUCCCAGAUUGUAAAAACCCUGGAAUACGGCACACAGAGGCGAAGCCCCAGGAACAUACAGAUGCCUUCCACGAUGGUUCAGUGUACACAGUCGAUGUUAAUACCACGGACACGGAACUUGGACCAGAAUAUAGUUUCACUUCCAUAAGAGGAUGGCUUUUCACCGAUUGGUCUGAGUGUGUAGGAUGGUGUGUAGGCGGUGGUUUGAAGACCAGGUCUGUUCGAUGUGGUGAUCCCUCAGGUUGUGCAGGACCCUCCCCGGAGACGUCUCAAGACUGUGUCCCUUCAGUGACAUGUGAACCCCACGAUGGCCGCUGGUUUGCAGGGGACUGGUCGAAGUGCUCGUCCCCUUGUGGGAAGCAGGUCCGAGUGGUGUUAUGUAUCGGAGGUACCGGAAGGCAUCUGAGGGACUCCGCCUGUAGGGACCCUCGGCCAGAACACGAGAGGAACUGCCCCGGAGAAUGCCCAGCGACGUGGUAUUACAGCGAAUGGGGUCAGUGUACAGGUAACUGUAGUAUUGGCCUGGGCGUCCAACGCCGAUGGGUGUCGUGUGUGAGGAGUGACGUCACCGUUAGCGAAACUGAGUGUACGACACCACCACCGACACCACACAGAUCCUGUACACCGUCAUGUAUACCACCAGAUCUCGUUAUAGAGUCUCAAAAAUCAACGAACGAUCAAACGACAAUGAAGCCGAGACCACAAACAGUUCCAUCGGGGAAAGACUGCGAGGACAAAUUGACGAACUGCGCUCUAGCCGUACAGGCGCGACUGUGCCAUUACAAAUACUACAUCCACAACUGCUGCGAUUCUUGUAAAUAAAUCGAUUUUAAUAUCGAUAAUCAAAAUCGAUUAUAUAACAAGUAUUACUAUCAAAUACAUGAACAAGAAUUAAAUGAAUUUGAUUUAUUUUAAGUAAUGUUAUUGUGGAUUGACUACCAAUAGCUGGUGUGAUAUUUAAAUGAAUUUUAUGAUAAAUAUCAUGAAUUAACUUUACAUUUAUUUUAUAAUAAUUAUUGAUAAUUUUUUGUACUGAUAAUGUAAAUAAAAUAAAAAUGCUUCAUUUAAAGUUGUAUAA
Molecule: messenger RNA, 2560 nt
Organism: Danaus plexippus (monarch butterfly)
Lineage: Eukaryota; Metazoa; Arthropoda; Insecta; Lepidoptera; Nymphalidae
Product: thrombospondin type-1 domain-containing protein 4-like
Exons: 16
Coding region: 16-2304 (762 amino acids)
Biological process (GO): extracellular matrix organization
Cellular component (GO): extracellular matrix
Molecular function (GO): metalloendopeptidase activity
Source: RefSeq, a predicted model, not a curated record